AUGUUCAAAGCAAGAAGAAACGGCUCUUCCGAAGGAGCCAAAAAGACAUCAGAUCUGUACCACGAACAACAACACAACCACCCCUAUCUCCAGGAAAAAGACGAAUCAGAAGCGGAUUCUUUCUUGUUACACGUACAAAUGGAGCUCGACGACGAUACUAUCCGCUUUCCUAAGGAAUUGCCAAGGACUAUAUCCUGUCCACCAAGCAUACCCGGAAAGAAGAAACGAAGAAAGAGUAAACUUGACAACAACACGAGUAGCACAAGUGGCAGCCGUGACGUCUCUCGGACCCGAGUCGACAGCACCGUUGGUAGCCGUGAUGCAUCGGCUCUGUUCGUGGAAUCACUCUCACCUAGAGAUUUAGCAAAGCUGGCAAACCUUCUCAGGCCAGUCUUGAUUUCUCAGCAGGAGGUCGAUAUUACCAAUAAUCAAAUGGAUCCUCUGUUGCCCAAAAGUGACAAUUGGAAAGACAACGGCGACGACUCAUGGCGAGACGACCGGGAUGACUCAGAGUGGCAUAAUCCCUACAGCGAAAACACACACUCUCUUUUCUAUUUGUGCAGUGUUGAUAGCUUGGCAUUCUGUGGAAAUAGACUCAACAUGCCACCCAAUGUUGACUUGAUUGUGACUAUUGCUCAAGGUGUCGCCCUUUUCCAGGCCUUGGCAUUUCAAUCGGACUUCCUUGAAGUUGUCCUUGCCAAGGCAGGUUUCGUGGGAAAUAGGCUCCAGAGCGCUGCCAAUGAUGUUGUCAACUUCCAAGUCCGCAAACCAGCAGGAGAACAAGGAUUCUUACAACGUUCUUGGAAGGCAGGGAUUUUCCUUUUGAUCCUUGUUGUCAUGGUGGCUGGAUGGAUUACUAUUGUGGCCUUUCGGACAUCAGGCAAAUUCAUGUGCAACACCAUCAUUGUGAAUAUGGGAGACAACUUUGUUCCCUCUCUAGGAGCUUUCAAUGGCAUCUAUGACCUGGAUUUCUCAACAGGUUCUGGUCUAGAGUGGCGAGCAGAGUAUGUGGAGAGACGCUCUGUGGAAAUCGACACGCCUGGUAGAUGUGUUUUUGGGUACUGCAAUGACAUCAAUAAGCCCUUGGAACAUUUAAUGGCAUCUAUGACCUGGAUUUCUCAACUGGGUCUGGGCUGGAGUGGCGAGCGGAGUAUGUGGAGAGACGCUCUGUGGAAAUCGACACUCCUGGUAGAGGUGUUUUUGGGUACUGCAAUGACAUCAAUGCUUGGACUUUUCGAGUACAGCCAAAGGAAAAUCAGGAGGAUUCAGCUCCUUGUGACUGGAUUGCAAGAUCUUCCGAAACAGACACCUAUGAUAUCACAGAGACUGGGAGAAUCCAGUGGUUUGUCCGUGAUGAAACAAACCGCGAAGUGGUCCUGGAACCGUUCAGCCUCUUUUGUUUCGACUGUUCCAAUGAAGAUGCGGAAGGAAGUGAUGACUGUGGCGGUAAAGGAACCUGCAGCAAUGCUAUCUGUGACUGUGAGAAUGGUUGGUACGGGCUCCGGUGUGAAUUUGUCCGCCCCUGCCCUUGGAUCAACCUUGAUGCUAGGACUGAUAAGUUUCACGCUGGUGGAAGCAUACCAUCGACCAGUCUACAUCCAUGAGUAUGAGAGUGGCGACUUUGAUGUUGUCAUGUUCACUGGUGGGCGCUGGGCUUUGACUUCUUCUGUUUUCUUGCCUUAUGCUGGCAGAAUCCCUUCCUAUGAACUCUCGGAUGGACACGAUGAUGUUGGUUCUGAUAUUGGAAACUACUUCAAGCAUGCCUUCCAUGGAUAUAAGGGCUUUUCUACCAACCUUUCUGUUGCUUUCCUAAGUGACUACAUGGAAAGGGGGACACAUUUGAGCUCCAGCUCCCCAGUUGGCUUCUCUUGGUUCUUCGCUGAAGAAGCCAUCGCUGAUAACCAGAAUCAGGGAAUUGGGAAUGAGAUUUCUACUGAGUUUCUUUGUCGUGCCUGUGACGAAUCUUCAAACCCAUGUCUCUAUGAUGGAAAGUGCAGUGAUGGAGCCUGUGUGUGUUCCCUUGACAGUUUUGGAAGCCUCUGUGAAAUCCCACCGGGUAUGUUCAUGGGCCUCUGUUUAUAUGAAUCAUGUGCUUCAUUCGCAACGGUCACUGUGACCCCCUUUUUCAACACACCUGAGUUCAAAAUGGAUGGUGGUGAUUGCUGUGAAUCGACUUGUGUCAGCACAUCUCAGUAUGCUUGUGGAGCCGAAAAAGAUGGCUAUGUCAGCACAGGAUACUUCUACUGUGAAAAACCAAAUGACGAGUGGCAAAGCAGUCAUUUCAAUGGAGACGCCGGCUCCUUCUCUGGUUUUGCACUGUUGCAGGACCGUGUCCGAAUCUACGACAAGGUUGGGUCCUCCUGGGUCCUUCGAGAUACUAUUUUGGGAUCGCCAAACACAUAUUUUGGAACAGGAGUAUUGGGUCUCUCAUCUGGCCCCUUCAAUGUGGUCAACAACCCUAGCUUCAGAGCUCCCCUUACUGUUGCUGUCCAGGAUGGCUUCCGAACUCUUCGAAUCUACAAAUGUAACUUUGAUGGCUGUUCUCAAAGUCAAGCGAUUGAAUUGGUUCAUGGAUUUGCUUUAUCAGAUGAUGGGACUGUUUUGGCAACGUCCUUGUUUGUCCCCAAUGAACCAAUCCGUGCUAUCAAUGUCUACAAGACUGUGGAUGGCAUAUUUCAGAUGAGAGACACUGUCGUCAUUCAGAGAAACACCACAGCAAGCAACCUCUUGUCCAUGGCGUUGAGUUCUGAAGGUGACAGACUUGCUGUUCAAACUCAAAUGACUGAUUUUGAUGAAGCCAGUAACUUUGAGGUCGUUACGGAUGAAAAUGUUGUUGUCAUGGCAUGGAAUGAAUCAUCAAGUGCAUAUAAAGUGGAGACUGAUUUCCGUUUUGCGACUCCACGAAACACUUUGAACUUCCCACUGCCACUAUCAUUCAACCAUAAUGGGAAUGUUCUUGCCUAUGGCUUCCCUGAAUGUGAAUCAAUAAACAUCAAAGAGAUCAGUGGUGAGCUAGGAUGGGCAAAUCGCACAGCUCCUUCACUGAAUACAACAGCUUGUGUGGAAAAUAAGCGUCCGGACAAGAACAACGCCCUAGCACUCUCGGGUGAUGGAGACAGGAUUGCGUUCAGGGUUGGAACCAAAGUGGGCUAUUUCCAUUGGGAGUCUGAAAACUGGAAUCCCAUUGGUGAUCCCUUUCCGUUGAUUCAUUAUCCUGUGGCUAUGUCUUCAGAUGGCACCGAACUUGCAAUCGGUUCCCCUAAAGACGGCAUUGGAGGGGUCACAACAGUCUACACGCUACCCCGAAGAAAGCAGUGCCCCAGUGGUAUGUCACUUCUACGCCUCUCACUGACUCUUGAUAGACUGCCUGGAGAUGUAGUGUGGAGCCUAGUCAACAACAGAACAGGUGAGGUUCUUUUCCAGCAAGACUCCUACCCACAAGAAUACACCUUUGCAACAAGUUUGGAGGAGACUUGCGUCCCAACUGAUUCUUGCUAUGUGUUUACAAUUUACAACAAGAGGAAUCGGGGCCUGCUAGCUCCGGGAAGUUAUGCAAUCUUCAUGGAUGGAGAGAACGUUGCCCAGGGAACGGUUGGUGGUCUUUUUGCAAGAGAGCAGUUUGGAAGCUGUGCCUCUUGCCCCGCAGGUACAGAGCAGUUUAGCAUGAUGAUGUUGACAUGUGGACCCAUGGAGUGGGUAGUGUUUAAUAUGGUGGACCAAGGAGACAAUUAUACUGCACUUCAUUAUGAUUCAACGUAUGGAUCAUAUUCGCGAGGAGGAGGCAACACAACUGCUGAGACGUUAGAAGUGCCCUCAAACUACCAAACUUGCUUUGAUCAUGACAUGGACAGGGACUGUAGAGGCAAGAGCAUACCAGUUUCUCUUGAUGCAUGCCUUGACCCUGUAGAGUGCUAUGGGGUAAAUGUUAUUUCUCCAUUGAGGUACACUGCAUACCUUGAGCUGGUGUUUGGGGAGGAGACAGUCAAUGUAAACCCGAGUGCAGUUUGUGAUGGAGGCACAUCUUUUCUGGGCAAGUGCCCGCAGGAAGCGGACUCAUUAAUCUAA
Messenger RNA from Seminavis robusta, 4065 nucleotides. Lineage: Eukaryota; Bacillariophyta; Bacillariophyceae; Naviculales; Naviculaceae. The record is from the annotation of a GenBank genome assembly.